AUGGGCAUGAAACACUCCUCCCGCUGCCUGCUCCUAAGGAGGAAAAUGGCGGAGAACGCAGCCGAGAACACCGAGGUGAGCAGUCUCCCCUCGCAGCCCCCGCAGCCCGUUGUCCCACCCAAGCCUGUGCAAUGUGUCCAUCACGUGUCCACUCAGCCCAGCUGCCCAGGACGGGGCAAGAUGUCCAAGCUGCUGAACCCGGAGGAGAUGACCUCGAGAGAUUAUUACUUCGACUCCUACGCCCACUUUGGGAUCCACGAGGAGAUGCUGAAGGACGAGGUGCGGACGCUCACUUACCGGAACUCCAUGUACCACAACAAGCACGUGUUCAAGGACAAAGUGGUGCUGGACGUUGGGAGUGGUACCGGGAUCCUCUCCAUGUUUGCUGCCAAAGCGGGGGCCAAGAAGGUGUUCGGGAUUGAAUGCUCCAGUAUUUCUGACUACUCAGAGAAGAUCGUUAAGGCCAACCACCUGGACAACAUCAUCACCAUAUUUAAAGGUAAAGUGGAAGAGGUGGAGCUGCCUGUGGAGAAGGUAGACAUCAUCAUCAGCGAGUGGAUGGGCUACUGUCUGUUCUAUGAGUCAAUGCUCAACACGGUGAUCUUUGCCAGGGACAAGUGGCUGAAACCUGGAGGGCUUAUGUUUCCAGACCGGGCAGCUUUGUACGUGGUGGCAAUUGAAGACAGACAGUACAAGGACUUCAAAAUCCACUGGUGGGAGAAUGUCUAUGGCUUUGACAUGACCUGCAUCCGGGACGUGGCCAUGAAGGAGCCCCUGGUGGACAUCGUGGAUCCAAAGCAAGUGGUGACCAAUGCCUGUUUAAUAAAGGAGGUGGACAUUUACACGGUGAAGACGGAAGAGCUGUCGUUCACGUCGGCCUUCUGCCUGCAGAUCCAGCGCAAUGACUACAUCCACGCCCUGGUCACCUAUUUUAACAUUGAAUUUACCAAGUGCCACAAGAAAAUGGGGUUUUCCACAGCCCCUGAUGCCCCCUACACCCACUGGAAGCAGACCGUCUUCUACUUGGAAGACUACCUCACUGUCCGGAGAGGGGAAGAAAUCUACGGGACCAUAUCCAUGAAGCCAAAUGCCAAAAAUGUGCGAGACCUCGAUUUCACAGUAGACUUGGAUUUUAAGGGCCAGCUGUGUGAAACAUCUGUAUCUAAUAACUACAAAAUGCGUUAG
Equus quagga is the source of this 1185-nucleotide messenger RNA. RefSeq names its product protein arginine methyltransferase 8 (gene PRMT8). Lineage: Eukaryota; Metazoa; Chordata; Mammalia; Perissodactyla; Equidae. Bases 1 to 1185 code for a protein of 394 amino acids. The transcript is spliced from 10 exons. Gene Ontology annotation, cellular component: plasma membrane. The record is from RefSeq and is a predicted model, not a curated record. Gene Ontology annotation, biological process: peptidyl-arginine methylation. Gene Ontology annotation, molecular function: protein-arginine N-methyltransferase activity.